Molecule: messenger RNA, 3699 nt
Organism: Labeo rohita (rohu)
Lineage: Eukaryota; Metazoa; Chordata; Actinopteri; Cypriniformes; Cyprinidae
Gene: opn7c
Product: opsin 7, group member c
Exons: 7
Coding region: 418-1632 (404 amino acids)
Biological process (GO): visual perception; G protein-coupled receptor signaling pathway
Cellular component (GO): membrane
Molecular function (GO): G protein-coupled receptor activity
Source: RefSeq, a predicted model, not a curated record
GAGCAGAGCGAGAGCGAGAGAGAGAGAGAAAAGGAAAGGGAUGGAGAGAAAAAGCAGGAGGACCAGUAGCAGAGAGUGUGUGCUUUCUAAGCAACAUCAGACAUCCGUACUGUGGCUUUCUGACUCUGAGUCUGUUCGGAUUAUGUCAGUCCUUCACAUCAAGAAUCAUUUGUAGAGUUGCUCACUGUCAAAACGGACUGACCGCCAUUCGCCUGCUCAUCCUCCAGCACUGAGCACCAGAGCUCAAGCUCUCUGAAUUUGGGGAUAUACCUCUUUUAUGUCUUUCAGUGUCUCUCUGUCAUAAUCUGUUCUACAUUCUAUCUGUGUGUGUGAGUUCUGCCAUACUUUGGAUUCUACCUGGACUCCAUGUGGGUAGUCAAGCACACACUCUCCCCUGGAAGGUAAGCUGUGUCUGAGAUGGGCAAUGUGUCAAAAACAGCCCUGUUCGUCUCUACAAUCUCCAGACAGCACGACAUCCUCAUGGGAUCACUUUAUUCAGUGUUCUGUGUCUUGUCGCUCCUGGGAAAUGGCAUGCUGUUGUUUGUAGCCUACCGUAAGAGGUCAUCUCUGAAGCCCGCAGAGUUUUUCGUCGUGAACCUGUCUGUGAGUGAUCUAGGAAUGACCCUGUCUCUGUUUCCUCUGGCCAUCCCAUCUGCUCUAGCACACAGGUGGUUGUUUGGGGAGGUAACUUGUCUCUACUAUGCUGUGUGCGGGGUUUUAUUUGGCUUAUGUAGCCUAACAAACCUGACUGCUUUGUCGUCAGUAUGCUGCCUCAAAGUCUGCCUCCCAAAUUACGGUAACAAAUUCUCAUCCAGCCACGCUUGUGUGAUGGUGGCUGGGGUUUGGUGUUACGCAUCUGUCUUUGCUGUGGGACCUUUGGCCCACUGGGGAAGCUUUGGACCAGAACCAUACGGAACCGCCUGCUGCAUAAACUGGUACACUCCAUACCAUGAUGCCCUUGCCAUGUCUUACAUCAUCAGUCUCUUUAUCUUUUGUUACAUCGUCCCUUGUACCAUCAUCAUCCUCUCUUACACCUUCAUCCUGCUCACAGUGAGGGGCUCUCGCCAAGCCGUUCAACAGCACGUCUCACCACAAACCAAAGUGGCCAACGCACACACUCUUAUUGUCAAGCUCUCAGUGGCUGUAUGUAUUGGCUUCCUUACGGCUUGGAGCCCGUAUGCCAUCGUUGCCAUGUGGGCUGCGUUCAGCGCCAAUGAGCAGGUCCCACCCACUGCUUUUGCACUGGCAGCCAUCCUGGCCAAAUCCUCCACCAUUUACAACCCUAUGGUUUAUCUUCUCUUCAAACCCAACUUUCGCAAAUCACUGAGUAAGGAUACUCAAAUCAUCCGCCACAGGAUUUGUUUGAGCCAUAGCAAGGCCAGUCCCACACCAGGAAUAAAGGACGGGCAGGUGCAGAACUUUCAGCAGUGCAACAAUAAGGAUGCCAGCACCUCUACACCUUUUUCCAGUGGACAGGCAGAGAGUUAUGGUGCAUGUCAAGUUUAUGCAGAAGCGGAGCCACGUUUUCAACAAUUAAGCCCUCAGAGAACUGCGCGUAUUCUGGAGGGCAACAUUCAGAGUGAAAUACCAGUGAGACAACUGACUGACAGAAUGCAAAACAACCUUCUCUGAGAGAUAUUCAAGAAAGAAAGCAUGCAUGAAAUGUAAGGUAGGAGAGGAUGAUGUAACGUGUAAAAAUCGCAGAUGUCCUUAGAUGCACAAAUACAAGGAAAAAAAAAGAGGAGUAAGAAAAAGAAAAUCUCACUGUUAUCUUUGGAUUUGUAUUGAUCCUCAGAACUUCCAACCGAUUUCACCAAUGUUUACUAAACCAAAAUCCACUUCUUUUUAAACUGUAUAAAGAAUAUUUCCUUAAUGGCAGUUCAAACAGAAUGUCAUGCUUUUAAAUUGUUUUCUAUGUCAACUUGCAUAACAUAUUCUGCAUAAGCAGACUUAAUUGUUUGAACAAACUUAAAAAAAAACAAAAAAAUAAAAUAAAAUAUGAUAUGUGAUUUAUUAACUGAUGAAUAAUGUUCAGUGUGGAGUAAGUCCAGUUAGAUGUCGAUUACAAAAAACAAUUCAAGUUUAACCCCACAAACUGCUCCAGGUUCAUACAUGGUUUACAACGAUAAGCAAUGUCAGAUCACUGUGUGAACAAAGACUGACAUCUGCUGGCUGAAUAGGAGUAUUACAAUUGAAAAGAAAAAAAAUCUUUUGUGUUUAGUAUUGAUACAAUUACAUAUAGCUAGUAUUGUCAAUCUCACUGUAAUAGUAACACAAACUAACAGUUGAUAGCACACAUACAUCACAGAGACAUCUAUUCGACAUCUGCAUUUACAUCUAGAAGGCGUAUUUUUUAGUGUUUGCUCACCUGCAAUACAUCUAUAGGACUUCUACUAUCAGAUGUCAAAGAGACAUCUAUUAGAUGUCUUUAAGAUGUUUAUAAUUUAGAAUGUAUGUAAAACUGACAUCUGAAAGAUGUCUGUCAGAUGUUUGUACAUAGCAAAGGCUUUCCAGAUCAAGAGAUCUUUAACAGACAUCUUGCAGACAUAUGUGUGCGAUCUGGGAUACCAACGUAAACUACAUAUUUUUUUAAAAAGUAUACAAACGUAUAUUUGUAUACUUUUUAAGCACAAAGCUCAUGUAGCACAGGCUCUGGGAUGCGCGUCCACGAUGCUACAAAUUAGUGCUGGGUCGUUUCUUGAGCGAUUCGCUCAUUUUGAACGAAUCUUUAAUGUGACUCAGGAAGAAUGAGUCGUUCGUUCAUCUUAUGGGGCUGUCACAUGACGAACAAAUGACUCAAACCCGAAAACUUGUCAGAUAAGAGGUGAGGUGAGCUGAUCAUAGUUCAUAGAUCAUGAUUACCCAGGUAAACAAUUAAUUAAUCUUUUCUGUUUCUUAUAGCAUUAUAGUUUGUCUUGUUUGUAGUGUAAUCAACGUUUGUGUAAGCAGUAGAUGUGUUAGGUAAGUAACACGGAACAUUUUAAUUACAUUUUGCUAAAAUGAACGAAAUUACUCAAAAAAAGAUUUGGUCAUUUUGCUGCACGAGACUCAAAGGUCCGAGUCGGUAAAAUGAUACGAACUUCCCAUCACUACUAUGAAUCACAUCUAAGUUCAUUGUCUGUGUACUCCGGCUAAAAAAGGUAGAGUAUGGCGAAAAACUCCAUCUUAUUUUCUCCUACAAGUUCAGAAUCGUCCGACAUCGCUGUACCUUUUUGUUUGUAAACAGCGUUUGACUUACUUGCACUUUCUUAGUCUUUGCGCAUUCGCUUUGUAAACACUGUAGUUCUGCCUACGUUCGCGUGACCUUUUGACAUGAUUCAAUAGUACGUGAACGCGCAUCCCAGAACCUGUGCUACACAAGCUUUUGUGCUUAAAAAGUAUAAAAAUUUUAUUUUUCGAAAAAAAUGACCGAUCGUUUCACUCGAUAAGACCCUUUUUCCUCGGCUGGGAUCGUUUAGAGCCCUUUGAUGCUGCAAUUAAACUACAUUUUGGAAGUUCAAAAUCAGGGCACCAAUCAAGUCCAUUAUAUGAAGAAAAAUUCUGAAAUGUUUUCCUCAAAAAACAUAACUUCUUAUUCUAAAGACAGAAAGACAUGAACAUCUUGGAUGACAAGGGGGUGAGUAAAUUAUUUGUUAAUGUUGUUCUGGAAGUUCUCCUUAAACUUCUCCUUUAACAUUACUCUUGUGAAAGUGCGGCAUA